Molecule: messenger RNA, 3397 nt
Organism: Oldenlandia corymbosa var. corymbosa
Lineage: Eukaryota; Viridiplantae; Streptophyta; Magnoliopsida; Gentianales; Rubiaceae
Source: the annotation of a GenBank genome assembly
AUUGUACUAAAAGUGAAAUCUCAAAGUGGACAAUAAUUUUAAGACAGAGGGAGUAUGUCACAUCGGAUCCAAUGUUCCAACGCAAUGAAUAUAUUGGGAAAUUUUCUCCUGCUCAUGGUUAGAAUCAAUGUUUUAAAGUUUUUUUUUUUUUUGAAAAAAAUGAUCUACGGCAGAACCUUACGAUCCGGAGCAUUGGUUAUUCUUUUUUCUAUAGUUAAUCGUAAUAAUUAUUCAAAUUUUAAGGCCAUCCACAGAUGAAAACAUUAACAAAUAAUCAUCAUACGAAAAUAUAUGAAUUUAACACGUAAUCAUGAGUAUUAUAUAAUCGUUUAUCUCAUUGCUUGGGGAAAAUUUGAUGAAUAUUACUGCAAACGUAUAUUUGUAUUUAUUUCUUUUCUUCCAAAUUUUCCUAAAUGAUGAUGAUGAAGACGUGAAGGAGUUACCUGGGAAAAGAAUCUGGGAUGUUCUAGAACGGGCUAUGAACCGCGUCCACUUUGGUAUUGGGCUCAUGGAGUGGUCUACUUGCCGUGAUAUUUCCGCUUCCUAGUCGGUUUACUUAGCGUUCAAAGUCCGCUAACAUUAUCCCUAUAAAUAACCCCUAGCUCUCCCCAAUCCUACAUAUCUCAUCGUUUAACAGAAUUCCUCACAAUCAGAAAUCCCUCUCCCCGUUUGCCGUUUUUUUUUUCUCUGCAAAUCGUUUCAAUUCGAUAAUUCAAUAUGCAGAUUUUCGUGAAAACCCUAACCGGGAAAACGAUUACUCUCGAGGUUGAGAGUUCCGAUACCAUCGAUAAUGUCAAGGCCAAGAUCCAGGACAAGGAGGGCAUCCCUCCCGAUCAGCAGCGGUUGAUCUUUGCCGGGAAACAGUUGGAAGACGGCCGUACCCUUGCCGAUUACAACAUUCAGAAGGAAUCUACCCUUCACCUUGUCCUCCGCCUUCGUGGUGGUAUGCAGAUCUUCGUCAAAACCCUAACGGGCAAGACCAUUACCCUUGAGGUGGAAAGUUCCGAUACAAUUGACAACGUCAAGGCCAAGAUUCAAGAUAAGGAAGGCAUCCCCCCGGAUCAGCAGCGGUUGAUCUUCGCCGGAAAGCAGCUUGAGGAUGGCCGCACACUCGCCGAUUACAAUAUUCAGAAGGAAUCUACCCUUCAUCUUGUCCUCCGCCUUCGCGGUGGUAUGCAGAUUUUUGUGAAGACGUUGACGGGCAAGACUAUCACCCUCGAGGUGGAGAGUUCCGAUACGAUCGACAAUGUUAAGGCAAAAAUUCAGGACAAAGAGGGGAUUCCGCCGGAUCAGCAGCGGUUGAUCUUUGCCGGAAAGCAGCUUGAGGAUGGCAGAACUUUAGCCGAUUACAAUAUUCAGAAGGAGUCGACUCUUCACCUUGUCUUGAGGCUUCGUGGGGGUAUGCAGAUUUUUGUCAAAACCCUGACAGGCAAGACGAUCACUUUGGAGGUUGAGAGCUCCGAUACAAUUGACAACGUCAAGGCAAAGAUUCAGGAUAAGGAGGGAAUUCCUCCAGACCAGCAGAGGUUGAUUUUCGCUGGGAAGCAGCUGGAGGAUGGCCGGACUCUAGCCGAUUACAACAUUCAGAAGGAAUCGACCCUGCAUCUGGUUCUGAGGCUGCGUGGUGGUAUGCAGAUCUUCGUGAAGACACUUACAGGAAAAACUAUCACCCUGGAGGUGGAGAGUUCUGACACAAUUGACAAUGUGAAAGCGAAGAUCCAAGACAAAGAGGGGAUCCCUCCGGACCAGCAAAGGUUGAUAUUUGCGGGUAAACAGCUUGAAGAUGGGCGCACCCUUGCGGAUUACAAUAUCCAGAAAGAAUCCACCCUCCACCUUGUUCUCCGCCUUCGUGGCGGUUUCUGAAGUUCUCCUUUAUUGAAUUCCGUUCUUUGAUGUUCCUUUCUUUGUUUUAAUGGCUAAGUACCCUCUUAUUGCAUUCAUCUUUCAGUAUGGUGAAAUGUAAUGUAACUGUGUUUUUGAAUUUUUAAGUACAAUUGGUUCUUUUUCUUCAUUCGCUCUUGUUUUUCAAUUACUACUGUUCUUGCUGCAUCUGAAUUUGUUCGUCAGUUUUAUAGUGCGUGUUAUUUUUAGUUUUAUAAUGCGUGUUAUUUUAAUUUGAAAUUGGCAAACGCCUUAGCUCUGAGAUGAUGAGAUUUUCAGUAUUGAAUACGUCUGUGUUCUUAUAUGGCAUAACAACCAAAUUUUGGGCGUGAGAUAGUGAAAAAAUUGGUGACCAACCGAGAACACAGCUCCCUCGAGCAUUUAAGGAGUUAACCAAGCUUUCUAUUGGGACUAUUCUAAGAUCAUUGUAUCUUCUUUAUAGAAGCAGACGAAAUGGUUUUAUAUUCUCAGACUCUCAGUCAUUGUGGUGAAUCCUUAGAUGAAACUUGAAUUAGUUUCAAGAAUGAUAAUCUUGGUUAUGCAGUCUCUAGCUCUUGGGUUGAUAUCUACAUCAUAUAUUUAUUGACAUUUUGCAAUCGUAGGUCAGGUUUCUAUGGACUAUGUUCAGCUUCGGCUUUCAAGAAAGUACUUGUUUUACCCAUUUUUGUUUUGGCAAAUGUUGGUUCAUAUGUUUUUUUGCUCCCUCUUAUUCUUCCUUUGUUUUUAGUUGUUCACUACUACUGCGCUUGGUUGUUUUUCAAUCUUUAACUAAUGUGUUUGGUUAUUUUGGAGCUUACAGUUUAUAUGGAGUUUGGUUAUUUUGUUCCUUCCAUGUCAUAAUUAUCCUAUGAGUAUGAUUGUUGCUUGAUGUCUCCACUAUAUUUCUUGUUGGGAGAAUGAUUUUGGCAGAGCAAUAUGUACCCAAGAUGGCUAUAUUUCUGGGUCAGGAAAUAUGUUUUAGACUGAGAUGCUGCAUAAGUGUAUCAAUGGGGAAGCCUCAUUAUAAGAGGGAUAUGAGAGGCAAUAGAUAUGGAUGACCUUGAUUAUAAGAGGAUUAUUGAUGUAAUAUAAAUGGAUGAUUGCAGUCUGCUUAACCAGGUGUUCUUUUUUUCCGGAUGCAAUGAUUACUUCUAGUAGUAUGUGUGGAUGAAAACUUCUGCUGCCAAUAGUCAUUGCUUUCUGCUAUUUGGACGCCAAAUGAUUAGGAGUUUCUGCUAUGCAAUUCAUCUAUUGUUAGUUUUGUUUAUUGAUAUGGUUUUAUUAAUAUGUUGAACUAGAUGGAUCCAACCCUGGUGCACUUUCAUCCCUUCUGAAGUGUGCUACCUCUGUACUUAAAAUGAAAGCAUUUAGGAUAGUACUCCUCCCCUGAAACAUGUCCAAUUUGCAUAUUCACUUUACUAUGAAUUUAAUCAAUCAUUUUGGGACUAAGGUGAAAGGACUGAGUCAUUAUGGUCUGAAAUAUUCUUUUUAUGUUGAGAUUCCCUCUGCUUCUUUUUCACUGGAGGGGAAAACCGGG